UAAGGAACCCAGAUAAGCUCAACUGAUUAACGAAACCACACACUACUUGCGGCAGUAAGUAACACACUCCAGUCCCGCAAAGCCACUUGUCACUUGUGCAAAAUGUCAAACACAACAGAGAUGUUCCAAAAGGAAAUCGACGACCUAAAGUUCGACUUCAUAGUCAGCGUGAGUGUCAUCGGAGCCGCUUGCAUUUUCCUCCUGAUCUGCGUCUUCGGACUCCUGAUAUGGAACGCCCACCUCACCAAAAAAAUAAAAAAUCUCGACCCUUUCGUCAACUUUAAACUACAGAGGCCUAAAUUAAUUAACGCGGAGACGCCGAGCCCCACCGAGCCCCCCAAGAACGUCUACGACAACUCCCCCUACCCCAAAAACCCGAUGAGCCAGCCAGCUGAAAGGCGGGAUCUGAAUCCCAUUGCAAUCCGAAGCAAAGCUAGUUUCGAUAAUGGGAAUUUUAUCUUCGGUGAACCCAACAACUUAUCUUCGAAUUCGUUCAAAAAUCCAGAUUAUUUGGAUCAGGAUAGUCGGUUUUAUUAAAUCUGGACUUUAUCUCGUGUUAACACUACAUAAACCUCAGCUUUAACUCAUUUAUUUAUUUUUCUAGUUUUAGUUAUUGUUAAUUAUUAAUAUAGGUGUAUAUUUUUUA
Zophobas morio is the source of this 646-nucleotide messenger RNA. RefSeq lists its product as uncharacterized. The record is from RefSeq and is a predicted model, not a curated record. Bases 103 to 537 code for a protein of 144 amino acids. NCBI's taxonomy places the organism in Eukaryota, Metazoa, Arthropoda, Insecta, Coleoptera, Tenebrionidae. The transcript has 4 exons.